Messenger RNA from Myotis brandtii (Brandt's bat), 1323 nucleotides. RefSeq names its product peroxisomal biogenesis factor 26 (gene PEX26). Gene Ontology annotation, cellular component: peroxisomal membrane; peroxisome. Gene Ontology annotation, molecular function: ATPase binding; protein-containing complex binding. The record is from RefSeq and is a predicted model, not a curated record. NCBI's taxonomy places the organism in Eukaryota, Metazoa, Chordata, Mammalia, Chiroptera, Vespertilionidae. Bases 262 to 1158 code for a protein of 298 amino acids. The transcript is spliced from 6 exons. Gene Ontology annotation, biological process: protein import into peroxisome matrix; protein import into peroxisome membrane.
GAGCCGCGAGAACAGGAAAGAUACCGUUUAUACCUUGGAGUGCUCUGUUCUUCGGAAGUAGCCGACACUCGCAUUCUCCCAGGGCUUAGGUGCAGCGGUACACGCUGUGGGGGCAGAGAAGCUAGGCCAGGUCGCGGCCUUGUGAAGGGUGUGGAUAAGGCUGUGAGGACUGCCCACUUCUCCCAGGCCGAGUAGGGCUCCUGGAGCCCGGGAGAGGGGCCACGUGGACGUCUGUAGAGACAGGCCUCGAACCGGGCUGCUAUGAAGAGUGACCCGUCGACAGCUGCAGCUCCCCUUAGGGGGGCCGGGGGUGCCCUAAGCAGCAGCGAAACGGGGCGCGUCGUCCUGUCGCCGGCGGCAGCCGCGGCUCUACUGGAGGAGGCGGCCGAUCACUUAGUGGUGCACCUGGACUUCCGGGAGGCGCUGCACACCUGCGAGCGAGCCGGCCAGAGCCUGAGCAACUACGCCCAGGCUGACUGGCCUGUGGGCACUUCCUUAGAGGUGAAAUGCUCCUUGUGCGUUGUGGGGAUCCAGGCCCUGGCAGAAAUGGAUCGGUGGCGGGAAGUUAUUUCCUGGGUUCUUCAGUAUUACCAGGUCCCUGAAAAGCUACCCCCCAAAGUCCUGGAGCUGUGUGUUCUUUUAUACAGCAAAAUGCAAGAGCCUGGAGCCAUGCUAGAAGCGGCCAGUGCCUGGAUCCAAGACCCAGACAAUCAGGCCCUUCCAGAAUACAGAGCCUUGGCAGAACUUUACCUGCAGCAGGUGCUACUGCCUCUGGGCUGCUUGUCGGAGGCUGAGGAGCUAGUGGUGGGCUCUGCAGCCUUCAGUGAGGAGCAACGGCUGGAUGUACUCCAGGUCAUCAGCAUAGCAAGGCAACAGCAGAAACAUGAACACUCUGACUCUGAGAAGGACCAGAAGCUAAACCAGGAAGACUCCUUCCACAAGUUUCUGUCACUACUAAUGUUGCUUCGCCGGCUUUGGGACUCUGCAGUGAGCCACUUCGUUUCCCUGCCCUUCAAAAAGAGCCUCCUGGCCACCUUGAUUCUCUGCCUCUUGGUGGUGAGGUUUGAUCCAGCGUCUCCUUCUUCCCUGCCCUUCCUCUGCAAGCUGGCUCAGCUCUUCCAUUGGAUCCGGGAGGCUAUGUUUUCUUCUCUCUACUAGCUCUCCAUCCGUGACUGAGUGGUCUUUCCCACUCACCUCAGCCUCUCCACUCCCCACAGCAGAAUAACUCAUCCACGGCACCAAUUUCCUGUUGCUGGCUGGGCCCCUAUGGGAGUGGGGCCAGCUUAAUUCUAGGAAGAGCUAAUCCAAUCUGUGUCUUUUUUU